Messenger RNA from Corvus hawaiiensis (hawaiian crow), 1570 nucleotides. RefSeq lists its product as uncharacterized. The transcript has 10 exons. Lineage: Eukaryota; Metazoa; Chordata; Aves; Passeriformes; Corvidae. The coding region runs from base 317 to 1387 and encodes 356 amino acids. The record is from RefSeq and is a predicted model, not a curated record.
CCCUACAGUUGUCCGUGGGUGUGGGAGGUGGUCCCCAUUCUCCUCCCCCCAAAGGACCCCCACCCGCCGAUAUUCCCGGGUUUAUGGGGGGGUCCCCAAAUUUGCCCGUGGAUGUGGGUGCUACUUCCCACUCCAGGGUGCUCCUCACCCUCUACUUCUCACAGUACCCCCACCCACCGGCAUCCCUGGGACUAUGGAAGGUCCCCUGAGUGGGGUGGGUCCCCCAAAUUUGGGGUGGGGGGUCCUUUAAUUUGUCCAUGGGUACGGGGGGCUUCACCCCACCUCUUUUCCUUACAGGACUCCCCCCAUUCCCAUCAUGCUGUUCCAGAGCUCCUGGGCUGUGCUGCUCCUCUGCACCACUGCUGGGUUUUUGGGGUGGCUGGGCCUUGCUGCCCCCCCCGAGAAGGAGGAUCUGUGGGAGACCUGGAUGAGGUCAGCGCUGGAUGAGACCCCCGUGGUCCAGCUCAUGGAGGACAUCACCCACUGGAUGGGGAAUGUGAGCAGCUGUGGGGCUGCAGAGCUCCGGGAAGGACACCAGGUUGUCCCAUUCAACCUCUAUCAGGAGCAGGAAAGAACUCAGGAUGUUCAUCCCCAACUAGAGAGCAACCUGGUCCUUCAGGAGGUGAUGGAGAAGCUGCGGAGGGUCAACCAGAGCCUGGAGCUGAUGCUGAUGGUCUUGGAAGAUGCACGAAGCCGGCUGGAAAAGCACCUGGAGCACCUCAAAGCCAUCCCUGACCCAGAUGGUCAGAGCCAAAGUGCCACCUCCUCCUGCAUCCCACAAAGCUCAUACUUCGUGCUCCUGGUUCUCCUACUGGUGCCGGCGCCGCUCCGAACCAUCCUCCUCUUCCUCCUCUUCCUAGCUUCCAGCACUCUCGGCAUCCCGGCAAUCUCCACCCUCCUGGUCCUUGCUGUGGCAGGGCAUUGGCUGGUGGCAUCCGCCUGCCAUGGUGCCAGAAGGAUCCGGCUGGUGGUUCCCCAGGAAGAGCCCCAGUACCAGCUCACCUCCACCCCGGAGAGGGAAUGUGAUAUGGAGCUGCUGCAGGAGGAGCUGGACAAGAUGGAGAUGAGCUGCGUGCGAGAGCCCUCGUUCCUGGAGCAGCCCCAAGAGGUGGCCGGGAACAUUCCUGGAUUUGCAGGGCGGGUGUCACCUGUCCCCGGUGGCCGGAGGACAACGCUGAGCUUGUGUGGGGUGACACCAGAGCUGGUCAUGGAUGUUGGGAAGUGCUGGGAGCCCAAACCCUGCAGCCCGAGGGCCAACAUGUCCCCAUGCCAGGGACUCACCAGGGCCGGGCAGCGGUGCCGGAAGAAAGCCAUUCCCGGGCAGGAAUUCUGCCACAUCCACACCACCAGCAGUAGCUUGGCCAUGGAUUCAUCUCCCCAUUUUUGACCCUCUACCCCCUCCCUGAGGGGUUUUAACCCUUUUUAUGACCCUUCCAGAUCCUGGUGGAGAACAUGGACCCUAAGGAUGCCACUGGCUGUACGUACAGGGCGGAUGUUCAUUGUCCCACCCAUUUUAUGCUAUUUGCAUAUAUUUUAAUAAAUGCCACAUUUACAGCUGGAGUCUUUCCCA